Cooperia oncophora is the source of this 456-nucleotide messenger RNA. NCBI's taxonomy places the organism in Eukaryota, Metazoa, Nematoda, Chromadorea, Rhabditida, Trichostrongylidae. The record is from the annotation of a GenBank genome assembly.
AUGAUUUACAUUAUUUUAUCCUCAUUACUGGUGGUCGGAGUUCGAUCCAUGACAGAUCAUGAAGACCGUCAGAUAAUCCUCACAGCACAUGGCAUGAGCAUAGAUGACGUCGACAACCGAAUUGUUAUACCAAUACAAGACGGACGCAUACCUCCGCUGCCUUGUAUUAUGGCAAAUGCAGGCAAAUAUGAACACGGUCAGACGUUCACCAGCAAGAACUUCCACUAUCAAUGCACCAAUGGUACAGCCGAAGUUGUUGCCUGUAUUGCUGAUGAUCAAUCGGUUAUCCAACUGGGACGGACGUUCGUGCGAAAUGGCAUCAUGCAUAAAUGUACCAUCGUUGGCGAUUCAGUAACGUAUGAACAAGGUGAGCACUUCCGAAAAGUAUCUUUUGAUCUCGAUUCAGCCUCCGCACUCUGCCCCACCGAACUAGGACGUUGUCGCCAGCAGCGCUGA